GGCUUCAACACCUCAGACAAAGACCCAGAGUUGACAGGAAAGGGAGGAAAACCAUGGGGCAAAUUUCCUUUGUGAGUUUCGGUUUGCUGAUUGUGGCCAUCUCUCUGAGUGGAGUGAAAGGCUGUUGCUGUCCCGAUAAUUGGCUGCCCAUGAAUGGGUUUUGCUACAAGCUCAACGAUCAACUCAAGACCUGGAAUGAAGCAGAGAUGUUCUGCAGGAAAUUAAAGCCAGGCUGCCACCUCGCCUCCAUCCACAACAUGGCAGAGUCAGCUGACUUGGCUGAGUAUGUCUCUGACUAUCUCACAAAGAAGGACAGUGUCUGGAUUGGGCUGAAUGAUGCCCAGAAGAAAGGUGUCUGGGUGUGGACAGACAGAUCCUCCACCAACUACCUAGCUUGGGGUGAAGGAGAGCCCAACAACCAGCAGAAGAAUGAGUAUUGCGUUGAGCUCAUAGCCAAGACAGGUUUCAAGUAUUGGAACGAUCAUCCUUGUGAUGUCUUGCGUGCUUUCAUCUGCGAGUGCAAAUACUAGUGCCAGUUGCCCUUUCCCUGCUCCAGGGUGAGGGAAACACCCGGUGAAGCCUGGAAAAGCAACGAAGCCCUGCCAAAAUCUCUCUUCUCCACCCCUUUGCUUGAUUUCUGUAGCUCGGAUCUGAUUUUGCUCUUUCUGGUCAAAUAAAUUCUGUCUUUAUGUGA
This is a messenger RNA of Pantherophis guttatus, 694 nucleotides long. RefSeq names its product C-type lectin mannose-binding isoform-like. Lineage: Eukaryota; Metazoa; Chordata; Lepidosauria; Squamata; Colubridae. The record is from RefSeq and is a predicted model, not a curated record.